ACGUCAUCCAGCCAGCCCAGCCUCGCCUGUGCAAGCGAAGGCAGGAGCGGCGCAGAGCCCUGGCGCACUCGCCCUGCCUGCUUGCCUGCCCGCCUGCGCACCCGCCUGCCGCCGCUCGCUCCCGUCCCCCCUUCCUGCCUUUCUCGCCAUUAGGAUCGGCUGAACGAUGCGAUCGCUCGCGGCCAUCGCCGCUGCCGCCGCCGCCCAUUAGAGACCCCCACGUUAGGGGGAGAGGGAAGGGGGGGAGAGAGAGCGCCUCGCCGUCGGAGUCAUCGAGGCAGGAAUUCCGAAGAAAUCUUGCAAGAGGGGCGCGGAAAAAACCCACCUCCCUGUCUCUCUCCAGCCUGCUCGCGUCAAAGGAGACAGAGCGCAGCGGUCCUCGGCCCCGGCUCCCCGAAGAGGCCACCGCGGUCUAGAGGAGGAGAGAUCGCCUUUUGGUACUGAGAGAGAGAGAGAGAGAGAGAGAUUUGGGGCAAGACAUCUCCGCCCUCUCCCUGCGAACCCCCCACCCGCCGCCGCCCCCAGCAGCGCCUGCAGCCCCCCCCCAAGGCUCGGAUCUGGCUGUGGAUGCAUUGAUUUGCUGGAGCUACGGGGACGCAGAGUCGGGAAGGAGGAAGAAAGGAAGAUCGCGGGGGGGCCGGCAGCCAGAGGCGGAGGACAGAGAGAGAGAGAGAAAUACAUUUUUUCUCCCUCUCCUGGGGCUUUAUUUUUAAAACCUCAUCCGCCUUCCGUUCCUUGCUUUUCUGUUGUGCUCCUUGUUGGAUCGCGAUUCAUUGAUUUCCCAUCCCCUGCUUUUCCCGGGUUUUUUUCCCUCCCCCAUUCUUGGAGUGUCUGGGGAAAAAAGGGGGCGGGGGUGGGGACCAGAGAAGUGUCCACCAGCCCAGGAGAGCGCCUUUUUCGCGGCCACCAUGGGAUGUACCCUGAGCGCGGAGGAGCGAGCCGCCUUGGAGAGGAGCAAAGCGAUUGAGAAGAACCUCAAGGAGGAUGGCAUCAGCGCGGCCAAAGACGUCAAACUGCUCUUGCUAGGGGCUGGGGAAUCUGGGAAAAGCACCAUCGUCAAGCAGAUGAAGAUUAUCCAUGAAGAUGGCUUCUCCGGUGAAGAUGUGAAGCAGUAUAAGCCCGUGGUCUAUAGCAACACUAUUCAAUCACUGGCGGCAAUUGUCCGUGCCAUGGACACUUUGGGCAUUGAAUAUGGUGACAAGGAGAGAAAGGCUGACGCAAAGAUGGUCUGUGACGUCGUCAGUCGGAUGGAGGACACAGAGCCAUUCUCUCCAGAGCUCCUUUCCGCAAUGAUGAGACUUUGGGCAGACUCUGGCCUCCAAGAAUGCUUCAACCGCUCCCGAGAAUAUCAGCUCAACGACUCUGCUCAGUACUACCUGGACAGCUUAGAUCGAAUCGGGGGUGCUGACUACCAGCCGACAGAGCAAGAUAUCCUUCGAACCAGGGUCAAAACAACUGGCAUUGUAGAAACCCAUUUCACGUUCAAAAACCUCCACUUCCGGCUGUUUGACGUUGGAGGUCAGAGGUCAGAACGCAAGAAAUGGAUUCACUGUUUUGAGGAUGUCACAGCAAUCAUUUUCUGUGUCGCACUGAGCGGGUAUGACCAAGUGCUCCAUGAAGAUGAAACUACGAACCGCAUGCAUGAGUCUCUAAUGCUCUUCGACUCCAUCUGUAACAACAAAUUCUUCAUCGACACCUCCAUCAUUCUCUUCCUCAACAAGAAAGACCUGUUUGGUGAGAAGAUCAAGAAAUCACCGCUGACCAUCUGCUUCCCUGAAUAUACAGGUCCCAACACAUAUGAGGAUGCUGCAGCCUAUAUCCAAGCACAAUUCGAAAGCAAAAACCGCUCGCCCAACAAGGAGAUUUACUGUCACAUGACAUGUGCGACAGACACAGGCAACAUCCAGGUGGUCUUCGAUGCUGUCACCGACAUCAUCAUUGCCAACAACCUCCGAGGCUGCGGCUUAUACUGACCUUCUCUCCCUUUACUUCAUCCCAUCCUGUAUA
Molecule: messenger RNA, 2007 nt
Organism: Rhineura floridana
Lineage: Eukaryota; Metazoa; Chordata; Lepidosauria; Squamata; Rhineuridae
Gene: GNAO1
Product: G protein subunit alpha o1
Exons: 8
Coding region: 909-1973 (354 amino acids)
Biological process (GO): G protein-coupled dopamine receptor signaling pathway; adenylate cyclase-modulating G protein-coupled receptor signaling pathway
Cellular component (GO): heterotrimeric G-protein complex
Molecular function (GO): GTPase activity; GTP binding; G-protein beta/gamma-subunit complex binding
Source: RefSeq, a predicted model, not a curated record